GAUUGCUAAACCUUAACUAGACUAUCUAUCCCAUUAUGGCUCUCUCUGUGGUUCAUGUUCUACUUCUUGCCCUCCUCUUAGCUAAAGCCACCUCUACCUCUCACCACCACCACCACCACCACCACCAUCAUCAUCACCACGAAAAACUCAAGUCCCUCCACUUUGCACUCUUUCAACAUGAGACCAUUAACAAAACCGGAUACAUUGUAGUUAAUGGUGUAGCCGGAACGGCUGUUAGUCAAACCACAACGCCUUUCGGCACCCUGUUUGCUUUCCAGGAUCCGAUGACUGUCACAGCCAAUCGAUCUUCAAAGGUAGCUGGGAUAGCUCAAGGAACUUCCAUCACUUCCAGCUUGGAUGGGCUUGAGAGCAUUUCAAUUGCUAAGAUAACCUUGCGGUUGAAGCACUACAGUGGUUCGAUUUCCAUUGUUGGUGGCACACAUAAUAUCAAGCCUGCUGAUCAUCCUGUUGUCGGAGGCACCGGUGAUUUCAAGCUUGUGCAGGGCUAUGUGACAUCAUCUCCGGUCAAUCUCAUGGGCUUAACUGUUACCUACAAGAUUGCAUUCCACCUUUACUGGCCUCCAUAUGCAACUCAAGCUUCUUAAUCCUAGAGGUCAUUCAGUAUAGUGUUUAUUUGUAUCUGCACUUUUGCAGUUUUGCUGUAACAUUUUAAGACUUGAAUAUGAAAAAUCUUAGGUGAGUGACUA
Molecule: messenger RNA, 707 nt
Organism: Rosa chinensis
Lineage: Eukaryota; Viridiplantae; Streptophyta; Magnoliopsida; Rosales; Rosaceae
Product: dirigent protein 23
Exons: 1
Coding region: 36-605 (189 amino acids)
Source: RefSeq, a predicted model, not a curated record